Seminavis robusta is the source of this 1305-nucleotide messenger RNA. The record is from the annotation of a GenBank genome assembly. Lineage: Eukaryota; Bacillariophyta; Bacillariophyceae; Naviculales; Naviculaceae.
AUGGGAAAGAAAAUCACCCUCAAAGUCGGUGGAAAACGGGAAGUGAUAAAAAAGGAAGAAGCUCAACAAGUUCUCGAACGAUUCCAAAAGGAGAGUGAAGGAGAUGUCGUUGUCGCCGAGAUUGACUUGUCCUGUCGUCAAUGGACUGUCGAGGCCAUUGAUGUCUUGCGUCCCUUCUUGGAAAAGUUGGCUCCGAAUGUCGUUGUCUUGAAUUUAAAUGACAUUAUUGCCGGGUUACAGACCGAUUUGGGGCUGGAAAUCAUGGAGCUCAUGGCCCAGAUCUUUGUCAUGGCCAAAAAUGUUGAGGAGAUUCAGCUUUCCGACAAUGCCAUGGGCCCCAGAGCUUUGAAACGAAUCGCUCCCUUGUUAGGAGUGGCCAAAUUGCAGCGGCUCGAGUUUAAUAACUGUGGAUUGAGUGCCGAAACCAUUCCUCAACUAGAUGAAGCUCUCAAAGAGAAUGCUACUGGACCGGGAGUGGCACGGCUCACUCACCUCGACUUGGACCGAAAUAUGAUUGGCGUGGAAGGAGCCAGACAAACGGGGGAGCUACUCAAGGAUUGCGUCAAAAUGAAGCGCUUCGCAUACCGUGGAUGCCGUCCAACCUAUAAUGGAUCCAAGUUUCUGGCCAAGGCCAUUCAACAAAUGACACAAAAUACCGACGUCUUGGAGGAAUUGCACAUUCGGGACUGUGAUCUCAUACGAAAUGAAGAUGAAAUGGUCGCAUUGACAGAUUUGGCAGACGCCAUUACAAGAUGCCCCAACUUGAAGGUACUCAACACGAGUGAUUGUGGUGACUUUGGCGAAACGGGGGCUGGAGCGCUGGCUACGGCUAUCAUCGAGUCCAAAUGCAAGCUAGAGUCCCUCGAUCUGAGUGGGUGCAUUGUGACACCUGAAGGCGGAGAAGCCAUGCAGGAAAUGCUGCAACAACAGGCUGCCUCCUUGAAAGAACUCAAGCUAGAAACCAACGAGCUAGGAAGUGAUGGAGUGGAAUGCAUCUUAAAAUGCUUUGCCGAUAUCGACAAUCCCCCGUUGCAACAUUUGCGGCUGGAUGAAAACGAGCUCGAUGAGGCCGCUAUUACGGCAUUGCUCGAUGCCACCUUUCCCAAUCUGCGACGAUUGACUCUCAAGGAUAAUAUGGACUUGGACGAAUUGGACGACGACAAAAAGGCAGAGUUGCGAGCUCACUUUUCGAAAGCCAGGAUCUACUUUGAUGAAGAGGUGGACGGAAAAGAAGAGGAUCACGAAGAUGCACCCGAUGCUGCAGUGGACGCCCUUACGGCGCAAAUGGCAAACGCAGGAAUCUAG